CCCUCCCUGCGUGAUGAUGCAAAACCCUGGGGAGGGUGGGCGCUGGGAAGGGUGGGGAGAGCCUGAGAGCGAGCGAGGGUGGGAGGGAGUGGGCGGAGGAGGAGAGGGAGCCGAACGCGCAUUUAAAGCGAUAGCCAUCCUCGCUCUCUCCCCAGUGCUGGGCUGUUGGAGAGCUCGAGCUGCAAGCCACCGAGCGCGAGCUCGAGCGCGGCGCGCUGGCCGGGGAACCCAAGAGCGCACGGCGCCCCAAGCUGGCAGGCGCCGCGGGACCCCCCACCCUCGCCGGCUGCCCUUCCCCGGGCGCCCCUACCCUCCUCGCCCGCAGGAGACCCUGGGCUUCCCCGGAGGAGCUCACCCCAAGGGGCCAGGACUCCGGCGAGCCCGCCACCGUCCCCUCGAGUGCCGCCGCCACCACCGCAGCCGCGGGAGCAGCAUGGUCCAGCUGGGGAAGCUGCUCCGCGCCCUGACUUUGAUGAAGUUUCCCUGCUGCGUGCUGGAGGUGCUUCUGCGCGCGCUGGCGGCGGCGGCGCGCGGCCAGGAGAUGUACGCCCCGCACUCCAUUCGGAUCGAGGGGGACGUCACCCUCGGGGGGCUGUUCCCGGUGCACGCGAAGGGUCCCAGCGGAGUGCCCUGCGGCGACAUCAAGAGGGAGAACGGGAUCCACAGGCUGGAAGCGAUGCUCUACGCCCUGGACCAGAUCAACAGCGAUCCCAACCUGCUGCCCAACGUGACGCUGGGAGCGCGGAUCCUGGACACUUGUUCCAGGGACACUUACGCGCUCGAACAGUCGCUCACUUUCGUCCAGGCGCUCAUCCAGAAGGACACCUCCGAAGUGCGCUGCACCAACGGCAAGCCUCCGGUUUUCGUCAAGCCCGAGAAAGUAGUUGGAGUGAUUGGGGCUUCGGGGAGUUCGGUCUCCAUCCUGGUAGCCAACAUCCUGAGGCUUUUCCAGGUAGGGGGGCGCUCCCUCCGGGGCAGAGCGCGCCGUAGCUCCCCGCGCUCUUUAUCCUGAAGGCUGGCUUGGACUCCAGGGGUGCGGGGUCUGGUCAGCCUUCGCUCAUUUCCACCCUGGAGAUCCUGCCGAAUCCCUCCCACCUCACCCGAGGAGGUACUUUCCCUGCUUGAUUCAUUUCCCUUCCAUCUCUCCCCUGUCCGCGCUCCACUCCAUCCGGCUUGACAUUCUGGAUUUAUGGCCCCAUUGACAAGAAACAGUCUCCGAAAAACAAGGCGAUGAUUUAAAUGGGUUUGCAUUCGAGUGAAAUAUGGUUCCAAAACAGGCUUGUAAAAGUGCCGGGCUCCUGUGAGAGCCACUUAGGCGCAAGGAAUAUGAAAGAUGAGAAGACGCCUAGAAACUAGGCAUUUCUCAACUCCCCAGGUUCCCUGCCCCAAGCCGCCCGACAAGCUGCAGCUGCCUUGGAAAAUUUCGAGAAGAGCUUAGGGAGGCAGUUCUUAAACCGAAGGCUAGGUCUUCACCUACAUUUGGACGUGAAUUGCCCAUUUCGCUCGGGUUGGAUUUCCCGACCUGUCACCUAUCUCUGCGAGGGCAUGGGGCGGAAGGCGUGGGGACUGUCCUCAAGCGGGGAGAAGCCACCCGCAGACGUGCCCCCGGGUGAUUUGCUCUGGGCAGUUGUUUGCACCGUCUAAACUGCCUUUGCGAUCCGGCCACUGGCAGGAGCCGGGCGAUCAGCUUUCUACUUCUGCCAGCUCAGAGCCCGGAGGUGAGCUCAUGCUAACUGCGAGACACAGUCGCUUUUUCUGCACUCACCCU
Messenger RNA from Orcinus orca (killer whale), 1768 nucleotides. Its product is annotated as metabotropic glutamate receptor 7-like. Gene Ontology annotation, cellular component: membrane. Gene Ontology annotation, biological process: regulation of synaptic transmission, glutamatergic; G protein-coupled glutamate receptor signaling pathway. Bases 14 to 1012 code for a protein of 332 amino acids. Gene Ontology annotation, molecular function: group III metabotropic glutamate receptor activity. Lineage: Eukaryota; Metazoa; Chordata; Mammalia; Artiodactyla; Delphinidae. The record is from RefSeq and is a predicted model, not a curated record. The transcript has a single exon.